AUGCUCUCGUACUUAACACCCCAAUCUUCAGAUUCUUCCACACAGAUCGUCGAGGCUAUCUGGCCCACGUCUUCGGUGGUUUGCCGCACUGAGGCUGGCAGCAAUGGCGUUUUGCCCCUGCGCACUUUCAUCCAGGAGACUCUGCGCCGCUCGCGCACGAGUUACUCCACACUGCAAGUUGCUCUCUACUAUUUGAUACUGAUCAAGCCCCAUGUGCCGGAUCAUGACUUCACCAUGGAACAACCUGACGACUGCCAUGCGAGUCGCGUUCUUCAGUGCGGUCGUCGCAUGUUCCUCGCGGCUCUGAUCCUGGCAUCCAAGUAUCUCCAAGAUCGCAACUACUCUGCGCGCGCCUGGAGUAAGAUUUCUGGGCUUAACACCCAGGAGAUCAACCAAAAUGAGAUGGCUUUCCUGCUCGCGGUCAACUGGAAGCUGCACAUCACCGACGAGGUGUACAACCGUUGGACAGAUUGUGUCAUGAAGCACACGCCGUCCCAACCCCCAUCACCUGGCGGAGCCGCGCAGCUCAAGUUUGAACGCGAGUGUGAGGACUUCAAGAACAUCGUCCUACGACUGACUCCUGACUUGGACAAUUUGGACGAGGUAAUUCCAUCUACCCCCACAAAAGCUCUGGUACAGGAAAAAUCUGUUGUCUCUCCUCGAUCGCUUUUUGCAGCAGCCCAGGAGAAGCCUUGCACAUUCAGCUAUGACUCUAGCGAAGUCACACCAACACCGAAAUCCUUUGGCACCCCCAACAUUAUGGAGCCCAGUCCCGCCUCUGUAUAUACUCCCGGCCGACUGGCUCCUUGUCUGGGACUCUUGCCAACACCCCGUUUGACUCCUCAGACCAGCGGAUUCAGCACUCCUGCCGUGAGUGCUGCGUCGUACAUGCUGGGCAAGGGCUCGUCUAUGGGCUUCGCCAUGGCACAGGCCGGCAAUGUAAACGCUGUGCAGAACAUGGAUAAGUGGCCUGUUUCGAUGACCUCGUCACCUCAGAGCUAUUUCUGCGUACGUCGCUCGUCACUUGCCAAUUCUAUCUCGACCGCGUCCUCCCCCGAGUCGAUGGUUUCGGACACAUCCCGAACCUCUCGUUCUUCCUCAAUCUCCUCUGCUUCCUCGUUGGCCAGCGCGCCGUCCACCAAACUGGAUGUUCAGGCGCGAUGCCGCUAUGCGAAGCUUUGCAGUGAGAGGUAUAGUCUGAGAACAACCAUCGCCUCGGUUCCAGAGGAUUACGAGGAGAAUUGCAUCACCUCUUCGCCUGACUCCUACACCGGCCCGGUGGGCAAGGAGUUUUGUGACAUGUCACUGGACACUCCUUUGGCGAAGAGAGACCAUGAGAUGGACGACACUGCAAGAGACAAUGAUGCUGCUCGCGCUCUCCAGGAACUGCACAACAAUUACCACCGUUCCAUUGCCAUGCAGGUACCCGUCUCGGCAGCCAAGGCAGGGUCGAAGCGAAGUCGGCCAGUGUCCAUGGACAAUAGCAACGUACAGGAUUGCGUUCGCGACAUGUUGAAUGGCUCUUACCCUACCAUGGAGGCGUCGUGGACUGAUUCACUGGUUCGCUCUCGCGCAUCUCUGCGUGACUCUCGUAAGAGAAUGUGCUGCUCAACCGAAGCAUCUCAGCAGUACAACAUGUCAUCCCUCCAUCCCGCUAUGGGUGGCCUUGGGGGUCCUGGCAUGUGGGAGGGCAUCCUGAACUAG
This is a messenger RNA of Phaeoacremonium minimum UCRPA7, 1704 nucleotides long. Its product is annotated as putative g1 s-specific cyclin pcl5 protein. The record is from RefSeq and is a predicted model, not a curated record. Bases 1 to 1704 code for a protein of 567 amino acids. Gene Ontology annotation, biological process: regulation of cyclin-dependent protein serine/threonine kinase activity. The transcript has a single exon. Gene Ontology annotation, molecular function: cyclin-dependent protein serine/threonine kinase regulator activity; protein kinase binding. NCBI's taxonomy places the organism in Eukaryota, Fungi, Ascomycota, Sordariomycetes, Togniniales, Togniniaceae. Gene Ontology annotation, cellular component: cyclin-dependent protein kinase holoenzyme complex; nucleus.